UGUACACCCUCAGCCGUAUCACCUCUUGAAAUCAGGUUCUUGUUCGCCUCAGAGUCCUCCAAUACCACAGAUGGAAGAGCUCCGCUCAUAUGUAGAACAGCGUGAUAAAGCUAAGGCGAUACUCCCUGAAUGGUGUGACCAUCGUGUUAGGGUAGAAGCGGAGCUGCGUGAGCUCGCGCGACAGUUUGAUGAGUGGGAGGUGGAAGCCAUAAGAGCUGCAAUUAGCUCGAUUGCUGACAGUAGCGCUGAUGCUGCAGAUGGUCCGUUCCCAGCUGUACCAGUUCCGAACUCCGGUAUGCAAGGCGAGAGGAGGGUUGCAGGCUGCCCAUUCAAGUUACCAUGCAGUCGUCCACUUCGAAAUUGCAUAGACAACACUGUGAGACUCCUUGAGCAGGAUAGAAUCUUGACUAUAGAUCUCAUCGAAGCUGUCGAAGCGCUCAAGGAAAAGGAGGCUCUGUUUCUAGAUAAGAUCGAUUUCGACAAUUUCAACGAAAACCGUGACAUCUUCUUGCCAGCUGAUACCAAUGUUAACACGUUGAUUACAGUCGUGUGGCGUCUGAGCCGUCAUAAUUUCUUCGAUCCAGAUUUUCUUGCCGACAUUGUAGAUUUAUUGACGAAUCUAAAAUCUACAUUGCUUUCCGCGAUUGCUGUCAGAAACAUUACGGAUUUGGCCGUCGAAGGUAUUCUUUGUCGCUGCGAAGUUUCACACAUGCUUCGCACCUAUGCUGACGAUAUGAGGAAAUGGCAUAAUAUGCGUCGCUUGAUGAUAAAGUAUCUUGGAGAACCGGAAAAUCAAGAUUGAUAUUUUUGCAUAUUACAUGCCCGUGUGUCACUUCAGACCUAUACCUGUACUUCUCCAUCACUGCUAUGAUUUAGACCAUUUAGCAAUUUAUAUGUUGUGUGAAUCAUUUACUCCAACUUUAACGAUAUGUUCCAUACAUGGAUUUUGUCAUUUGUUUUUGUUACUUUGGCACUAUUACUUGUUUGCGUACAGUACUUAGAUUUUGCCUGUAAUGAAGAGUCUGU
Cylicocyclus nassatus is the source of this 1026-nucleotide messenger RNA. NCBI's taxonomy places the organism in Eukaryota, Metazoa, Nematoda, Chromadorea, Rhabditida, Strongylidae. The record is from the annotation of a GenBank genome assembly.